GCGACUUCCGGCGUAGAGAGGCGGGGCUGUGCGUGGCUGAGCCAGCAACUGGAGCCGUGAGGAGGGCGGCUGAGGGCCCGCUGGGCGCUGGCCGCCGGCCGCCAUGGAGGCCGUGCCCCGCAUGCCCAUGAUCUGGCUGGACCUGAAGGAGGCAGGUGACUUCAAUUUCCAGCCGGCUGUGAAGAAGUUUGUGCUGAAGAAUUAUGGUGAGAACCCAGAAGCCUACAACGAGGAGCUGAAGAAGCUGGAGUUGCUCAGACAGAAUGCCAUCCGUGUCCCCCGGGACUUUGAGGGCUGCAGUGUCCUCCGGAAGUACCUUGGCCAGCUGCACUACCUGCAGAGCCGCGUCCCCAUGGGCUCAGGGCAGGAGGCUGCAGUCCCUGUCACCUGGACUGAGAUCUUCUCAGGCAAGUCUGUGGCCCAUGAAGACAUCAAAUACGAGCAAGCCUGCAUCCUUUACAACCUCGGCGCGCUGCACUCCAUGCUGGGGGCCAUGGACAAGCGGGUGUCAGAGGAGGGCAUGAAGGUCUCCUGCACCCACUUCCAGUGUGCAGCAGGCGCCUUUGCCUACUUGCGGGAGCAUUUCCCACAGGCCUAUAGUGUGGACAUGAGCCGCCAGAUCCUCACGCUCAAUGUCAAUCUCAUGCUGGGCCAGGCUCAGGAGUGCCUGCUGGAGAAGUCCAUGCUGGACAAUCGGAAGAGCUUCCUGGUGGCCCGCAUCAGUGCACAGGUGGUGGACUACUACAAGGAAGCCUGCCGGGCCCUGGAGAGUCCUGACACCGCCUCACUGCUGGGCCGAGUGCAGAAGGACUGGAGGAAGCUGGUGCAGAUGAAGAUCUAUUACUUUGCGGCUGUGGCUCACCUGCACAUGGGGAAGCAGGCCGAGGAGCAGCAGAAGUUCGGGGAGCGGGUGGCCUACUUCCAGAGUGCUCUGGACAAGCUUAAUGAAGCCAUCAAGUUGGCCAAGGGCCAGCCUGACACUGUGCAAGAUGCCCUUCGCUUCACAAUGGAUGUCAUCGGGGGAAAGUACAAUUCUGCCAAGAAGGACAAUGACUUCAUCUACCAUGAGGCGAUGCCAGCCCUUGACACCCUGCAGCCUGUGAAAGGUGCUCCCUUGGUGAAGCCCUUGCCUGUAAACCCCACGGAUCCGGCUGUCACAGGCCCUGACAUCUUUGCCAAACUGGUACCCAUGGCUGCCCACGAGGCCUCAUCACUGUACAGUGAGGAGAAGGCCAAGCUGCUCCGGGAGGUGAUGGCCAAGAUAGAGGACAAGAACGAGGUCCUGGACCAGUUCAUGGAUUCCAUGCAGUUGGACCCUGAAACAGUGGACAACCUGGACGCAUACAGCCACAUUCCACCGCAGCUCAUGGAGAAGUGUGCUGCGCUCAGUGUGCGGCCUGACACGGUCAGGAACCUCGUCCAGUCCAUGCAGGUGCUGUCAGGCGUGUUCACGGAUGUGGAAGCCUCUCUGAAAGAUAUUGGGACCCUGCUGGAGGAGGAUGAGCUUCAAGAGCAGAAGCUGCAGGAGGCCCUGGGUCAGGCUGGGACUGGCCCAGCCACCGCCAAGGGGGAGCUGGCAGAGGUGAGAAAGGAGUGGACCAAGUACAUGGAGGUGCACGAGAAGGCCUCCUUCACCAAUAGUGAGCUGCACCGUGCCAUGAACCUGCAUGUGGCCAACCUGCGCCUGCUCAGCGGGCCCCUGGACCAGGUCCGGGCUGCCUUGCCCACGCCGGACCUCACCCCAGAGGACAAGGCCGUGCUGCAGAACCUGAAGCGCAUCUUGGCCAAGGUGCAGGAGAUGCGGGACCAGCGUGUGUCCCUGGAGCAGCAACUGCGCGAACUGAUCCAGAAGGAUGACAUCACAGCCUCCCUAGUGACCACUGACCACUCGGAGAUGAAGAAGCUGUUUGAGGAGCAGCUGAAGAAAUAUGACCAGCUGCGGGUGUACCUGGAGCAGAACCUGGCUGCCCAGGACAACGUGCUUCGCGCGCUCACCGAGGCCAAUGUGCAGUACGCAGCUGUGCGGCGGGUGCUCAGUGAGCUGGACCAGAAGUGGAACUCCACACUGCAGACCCUGGUGGCCUCUUACGAAGCCUACGAGGACCUGAUGAAGAAGUCCCAGGAGGGCAAGGACUUCUAUGCGGACUUGGAGAGCAAGGUGGCCACCCUGCUGGACCGGGCUCAGUCUGCCUACCAGGCACGAGAGGCUGCCCGCCAGCAGCUCCUGGACCGAGAGCUGAAGAAGAAGCCACCCCCACGGCCCACAGCCCCAAAGCCACUGCUGCCCCGCAGGGAGGAGAGCGAGGCCACAGAGGCGGGGGACCUGCCGGAGGAACUGCGCAGCUUGCCCCCUGACAUAGCGGCCGGCCCACGGCUGCCUGACACCUUCUUGGGUGCCCCCACCCCACUCCACUUCACGCCUGGCCCCUUCCCCAGCUCCACCAUCCCGGGCUCCCACUAUGCCCCAGGUGUGCUCCCCCCGGCUCCCUACUCUGGCCCCCCCAAGUUGCUGCAGGCUAGGGUUUCAGGGCCGCUGGCCAUGCCCGUGGCACCGUCCCCUGUCCUCUACCCAGCCCCUGCCUACUCCCCUGAGCUGGGGCUUGUGCCCCGCUCCUCCCCACAGCAUGGUGCAGUGAGCACUCCCUAUGGGGCAGUAGGGGCACCCCUGGCGGGUGCAGGGCUGCCCUCCGCUCCUCCUUCCCAGUUUGCAGGCCCCGAGUUGGCCAUGGCAGUUCGGCCAGCCACCACCACAGUGGACAGUGUCCAGGCCCCCAUCUCCAGCCACCUGGCACUGCAGCCCAACCCCAGCCCUGCUCCCCAGCCCUGCUUCCCAUCACAGCCCAUGCCCCCGCCGCAGCAGCUGCCUGUGCCCUACACAUACCCGGUUGGGACCAAGCAGCCUCUUGCAGCACCCCCAGCUCAGCUCUUCUCCUCUGGGGUCCCUACGGGGUUUCCCCCACCACAGGGCCCCAGGAUCACCCCCCAGCCACAUCCUUCCAGGGCAGCAUUUGGACCUCUGCCCCCUCCGCAGCCUCUUCCAUUCCAGCAUCCACACCUCUUUCCACCCCAGGCUCCGGGAGUCAUUCCCUCCCAGUCUCCUUACCCCUUCCCAGCACCACCAUCCGGUGUCCUUGCACAGCCACCAGCUGCCCUGCAUACCCAGCUCUACCCUGGCCCCUCCCAGGAAGGCCUGCCAACCCCGGCAGGGGCUCUGCCCUUCCCUAACCCAGGGACUCCCCAGCCACCUCACCCACCUCUGGCCUAUGGUCCCGCUCCGUCUCCCAGGCCCAUGGGCACCCAGGCAGCCCCGCUCCCUAUGCGUGGCCCUCCGCCCACCGGCCAGCCCAGCCCCAGUGCCCAUCUGGUGCCUUCACCCGCCCCUUCCCCGGGACCUGGCCCAGUGCCCACUCGGCCCCCUGCAACAGAUCCACCUGUGUGCCCACGCCGGGGCACAGCGGCUGCAGACUUGCUGUCCUCCAGCCCAGAGAGCCAGCACGGUGGUGCACAGCCUCCUGGGGGUGGGCAGCCCCUGCUGCAGCCGACCAAGGUGGACGCAGCUGAUGGCCGACGCCCACAGGCCCUGCGGCUCAUAGAACGGGAUCCCUACGAGCAUCCUGAGAGGUUAGAGCGGCUGCGGCAGGAGCUGGAGGCCUUCAGGGGCCAGCUGGGGGACUCAGGGGCGCUGGAUGUGGUCUGGCGGGAGCUACAGGAGGCACAGGAGCAGGACGCUCGAGGCCGCUCCAUUGCCAUCGCCCGCUGCUACUCCCUGAAGAACCGGCACCAGGACGUGAUGCCAUAUGACAGCAACCGCGUGGUUCUUCGCUCGGGCAAAGAUGACUACAUCAAUGCCAGCUGUGUGGAGGGGCUGUCCCCGUACUGCCCGCCCCUGGUGGCCACCCAGGCCCCGCUGCCCGGUACAGCUGCCGACUUCUGGCUCAUGGUCCACGAGCAGAAAGUGUCGGUCAUCGUCAUGCUGGUGUCAGAGGCUGAGAUAGAGAAGCAAAAGGUCGCCCGCUACUUCCCCACGGAGCGUGGCCAGCCCAUGGUGCAUGGAGCCCUGAGCGUAGCGCUGAGCAGCGUGCGUAACACCGAAACCCACGUGGAGCGGGUGCUGAGCCUACAGUUCCGCGACCAGAGCCUCAAGCGCUCCCUUGUGCACCUCCACUUCCCCACCUGGCCGGAGCUAGGCCUGCCGGACAGUCCCAGCAACCUGCUGCACUUCAUCCAGGAGGUGCACGCACAUUACCUGCACCAGCGGCCCCUGCACACGCCCGUCGUUGUGCACUGCAGCUCCGGCGUGGGUCGCACAGGUGCCUUUGCGCUGCUCUACGCAGCUGUGCAGGAGGUGGAGGCAGGCAGCGGCAUCCCUGCGCUGCCACAGCUGGUGCGCCGCAUGCGGCAGCAGAGGAAGCACAUGCUACAGGAGAAACUGCACCUCAGGUUCUGCCAUGAGGCGGUGGUGCGGCACGUGGAACAGGUCCUGCAGCGCCAUGGCGUGCCCCCACCCUGCAAGGCCCUGGCUGGUGCCAAUGUCAGCACUGGCCCCAAGAGCCAGCCGCCGCCUCAGGAUUCCCAGGACCUGGUCCUCGGCGGGGACGUACCCAUCAGCUCCAUCCAGGCCACCAUUGCCAAGCUCAGCAUCCGGCCCACCGCGGGCAUGGACUCCCCAGCCGCCAUGCAGUCAGGCCCCACGGAGACGCCGGGCCUGGCACCCGUGAGCCUCUCUGAGCCUGCACCUGCCCCAGCCUCCCCCCCGCCCCUCUCCUCACCCCUGCCUGCUGCCCCCCAGCCCGAGGAGCAGCCACCUCUGAUGCCUGAAGCCCCCAACGUGGGGCCCCCAUCAUCCUCCCUGGAGCUGCUGGCCUCUCUGACCCCUGAGGCCUUCUCCCUGGACAGCUCCCUGCGCGGGAAGCAGCGUAUGAGCAAGCAGAGCUUCCUGCAGGCACACAAUGGGCAGGGCCUGCGCGCGGCCCGAGCCCCUGACGACCCCCUCAGCCUCCUGGAUCCGCUCUGGACCCUCAAUAAGACCUGAGUGCCUCUGUGCACCGCCUCAGCCCCACCGGCCCGGCCCUGCCCUGCAUCGGACCUGGUGUUUCUCAGCUCUUUGCUAUGAAAUAAACAGACCUUUCUGUGGCCA
Cavia porcellus (domestic guinea pig) is the source of this 5137-nucleotide messenger RNA. It is a transcript of the gene Ptpn23, whose product is annotated as protein tyrosine phosphatase non-receptor type 23. Bases 104 to 5032 code for a protein of 1642 amino acids. Gene Ontology annotation, molecular function: protein tyrosine phosphatase activity; protein binding. Gene Ontology annotation, biological process: protein transport to vacuole involved in ubiquitin-dependent protein catabolic process via the multivesicular body sorting pathway; early endosome to late endosome transport; protein dephosphorylation. Lineage: Eukaryota; Metazoa; Chordata; Mammalia; Rodentia; Caviidae. Gene Ontology annotation, cellular component: endosome. The transcript is spliced from 25 exons. The record is from RefSeq and is a predicted model, not a curated record.